AGGUACUAUGUAAUAUGUAUUAAUAAUAGUCUCAUAGAUUCAUAGUCAAACCUCAAACUCAGAUACAUAGAUAGAUGCAUAAAUCUUAUCGACAAUAUAUAAAGUAUUGUUAUUUAUAGAUUAUCUUUCUACAACAACUGCAAUCUGAUAUCAGAUUACUGUGUCUCAAUAACCAUAUGGAUUAUUCAAACUGUGAUUAUGAGUUUCAACAAGGUUCAAUGGAAGACACUGAUUUUUCAGAAACCAUAAAGUUCAUAACCCAAAUCCUUAUGGAAGAAAACUUUGACCAGAGACCUUUUUAUGAUCCACUUAGCUUACAAAUCACACAAAAAUCAUUCUUUGAUGCUCUUUCCCCCAAUCAACACCCCUUAGAUUUUCAUAACUCUGAUCAAAGAAUCAGCACUAGUGAUAGCUCAACAAAACCUCUUUCCCCUGAUACUCCUGUUUCAGAUCUUGGUACUAGUGUUAGUGAUGGACUUGUAGAUUUGGAUUCUUCUAUUACCAAUUUGUUAGCACAAAACAUUUUCAGUAAUGCAGAUUCUGUUUCCCAAUUCAAGAGAGGUUUUGAAGAAGCCAACAAGUUUCUUCCUCCUCAGCCUCAACUCUUGACUAGUCUAGAAUCAUCCAACUUCAAUAUGGUUGAGGAGAAAGAGAAUUCAGUUGUGUUGAAAGGUAGAAAGAAUCACGAUCGCGAAGAAGAUGAAGAAGAGAGGAGAAAUAACAAGCAAUCAGCUAUUGGUGGUGUUGUUGAUGAGGAUGAGUUAUCGGAAAUGUUUGAUAAAGCUUUACUUAAUGUCGAAAAUGAUUGCUUGCCGAAUGAGAAGCUGGCUUCAACUAAUGGAGCAAAGGCUCGUCCUAAGAAACGUAAUAGCAAAAACGAAAGGGUUGAUUUGAGAAAUCUUCUGCUUCUGUGCUCACAAGCUUUGUAUGCCAAUGACAACAGGAAUGCUAAUGAACUACUGAAGACGAUUAGGCAACAUUCUUCGCCCUUUGGAGAUGCAUCACAGAGGGUGGCGCAUUACUUUGCUGAUGGAAUUGAGGCACGCCUUGUAGGCGAUGGAACCGGCACACAAACAUUUUAUUCCUCGCCGAGCACCAAGAGGAUCACUGCUGCUGAGUUUUUGAAAGCAUACCAAGUUCAUUUUAUUAGUCCUCCAUUCAAAAAAUUUGCAUAUUUGUUUGCAAAUAAAAUGAUUAUGAAAGUUGCUAAAAAGGCUGAAACCCUUCAUAUCAUUGAUUUUGGUAUCCUUUAUGGAUUUCAGUGGCCGUUGCUUAUUAAGUACUUAUCAAAUAGAGAAGGUGGACCUCCAAAGUUGAGAAUCACUGGGAUAGAGUUCCCUUUACCUGGCUUUCGUCCGACCGAAAGAAUUGAGGAGACUGGUCGCCGUUUGGCCAACUACUGCAAGCGUUUCAGCGUUCCAUUCGAGUACAAUGUCAUAGCGUCGCGGAACUGGGAAGAAAUUCGAGUUGAAGAUCUUAAAAUUGAAAGCAAUGAGGUAAUCGCUGUGAACUGUAUGACUAGGUUUAAGAAUUUACUAGAUGAGAGUAUUGAAGUGAACAGUCCUAGAAAUGGGGUUCUGCAUUUGAUUAGGAAGAUAAAUCCUGAUAUUUUUACUCUUUCCGUUAUUAAUGGAUCGUAUAAUUCACCAUUCUUUGCAACACGUUUUAAGGAGGCAUUGUUUCAUUUUUCUGCUAUUUACGAUUUGUUCGACGCUGUCAUACCAAGGGAAAAUGAAUGGAGGACGAUGAUAGAGAGGGAAAUUAUAGGUAGGGAAGUUAUGAAUGUUGUAGCUUGUGAAGGUUUAGAGAGAGUUGAGAGGCCUGAGACAUAUAAACUGUGGCAGGUUAGGAAUACUAAGGCUGGUUUCAAGCAGCUUCCAUUGGAUUCAGAAUUAAUGGCAAAAUUUAGGACUAAGUUAAAGCAGUGGUACCAUAGAGAUUUUGAUUUUGAUGAAGACAACAAUUGGAUGCUUCAAGGUUGGAAAGGUCGUAUUUUAUAUGCUUCAACUUGUUGGGUGCCUGCAUAAUCAACUCAUAUCCUACUAGACUUAUUGUGUGAGUGUGAUUAUAAGAAUCAGUUGUAGACCUUGUGUAAUUAGAUUUUUAGAUUAGACCAUGUGAUUUCUAUUGUAAAUUGUGUCCAUUCUAUUUGAUUUUAUGUUGAAUUUGGAUUAAUGCAUGA
Trifolium pratense (red clover) is the source of this 2182-nucleotide messenger RNA. RefSeq names its product scarecrow-like protein 31. Gene Ontology annotation, molecular function: sequence-specific DNA binding; DNA-binding transcription factor activity. The coding region runs from base 177 to 2027 and encodes 616 amino acids. NCBI's taxonomy places the organism in Eukaryota, Viridiplantae, Streptophyta, Magnoliopsida, Fabales, Fabaceae. Gene Ontology annotation, cellular component: nucleus. The record is from RefSeq and is a predicted model, not a curated record. The transcript has a single exon. Gene Ontology annotation, biological process: regulation of DNA-templated transcription.